AUGGCAGAAAACAUUGCAUUAGUCCAUGGCCCUCGACGCCCUGAGCUAUGGAAAAAGACUCUAGGGUCAUUAAUCGAUGAGCAAGAAGCUCGCUACGGCGACAGAAAUGCACUCAUUAUCCCCUGGCAGUCCGUGAGUCUCUCGUACCGUCAACUGGCAGAACGAAGCAGAGUACUAGCCAAAGCAAUCUUGGAAAUGGGGUUACGCCACGGUGAUUGUGUGGGGAUCAUGGCAGGUAAUUGCUACCAGUAUAUCGAAGUCUUCUUAGGCAGUGCUCGAGUAGGAUGUCCGGUGGUGGUCUUGAACAAUACCUAUACACCCCAGGAAUUGAGAAACGCGGUCCUUGCAAGCUCAUGCAAACUGGUCUUUGUCAGUCUUACUGUAGGUACCAGAAGCCUCGCAAAGCAUGUUACAGCUCUUUGUGGCGAGCACAUUCCGAAUCGAACCCUGCCUGAACUCCGCCGCGUGGUUCUCCUUGCACCGCAUACUGUUGUGAGACACGGUGUCGAGGUCCAACAAUAUAGCACCUUUACCUCCAAUGCGCAUUCAGUGUUUAUGGGCGAUGCUAUGCUCAAACGAGUCGAACGGAAGGUAUCCGCUGAACACGUGCUGAAUCUGCAGUUUACUUCGGGUACGACUGGUACUCCAAAGGCCGCUAUGCUGACACACAUCAACCUGAUCAACAAUGCUCGCUUCAUCGGCGGCGCAAUGAAACUAACCCCAGACGACAUUAUAUGUUGUCCACCGCCACUAUUCCACUGCUUUGGGCUUGUAUUGGGGUUUUUGGCUUCCUUCUGCCAUGGAAGUAGCGUUAUAUUCCCAGCCGAUUGCUUUAACGUGAAGCAGACAGUGGACUGCAUGGUACAGGAGGAUGCGACCGUUAUCCUAGGAGUUCCGACAAUGUACAUUGGCGAGAUGGAGGUCAUUGCUCACACAGGCCAACGACCUCGUCGACUGCGCACCGGAAUUAUUGCUGGGACUAACGUCUCACCGAUCCUGGUCCACCAGAUACACCAGUGCCUGGAUGUAGAGAAAAUGUUGAUCGCGUAUGGCAUGACCGAGACCAGCCCACUGACAUUUAUCACGAGGCUUGAUGAUUCUGAUGAGAAAGGCGCUACGACUGUCGGGAGAGUCUUGCCUCACACCGCAGCUAAGGUCAUUGACCAAGAUGGAAAUAUUGUACGGCGAGGAGAACGUGGUGAGCUUUGCACGAGCGGGUAUGCACUGCAAAAGGGCUACUGGAGAAAUGCAGCCCAGACCAGAAAGGUCAUGAAGCGGGAUGAGAACGGCGUGCUGUGGAUGCAUACAGGCGACGAGGCCAUGAUUGAUGACGAGGGAUAUGCCUCCAUUACAGGACGAAUCAAGGAUAUUAUUAUUCGAGGAGGGGAGAAUCUUUUCCCGCGCGAAAUUGAGGAAUGUCUCGAGUCGCAUCCAUCUAUUAGCGAAGCCAGCGUAGUAGGUAUUCCGGAUUGGCGAUACGGUGAAGCUGUGGGCUGUUUCCUUCGAGCGGCAGAUGCUGCUGCGAGACCAGACGACCAAGAAGUCAUAGAGCAUGUUCGGAGUACGGUAGGUCGUCACAAGACGCCCCAGCAUAUCUUCUGGAUUGGCGAUUCGGAGGUGGGAAGCGAUUUUCCCAAGACUGGCAGUGGGAAACACCAGAAGCACAUUCUACGAGACAUUGGGCGUCGGCUAAUGGAGCAAAACGUGGCUAGGGGUCGCUUGUAA
Molecule: messenger RNA, 1725 nt
Organism: Aspergillus bombycis
Lineage: Eukaryota; Fungi; Ascomycota; Eurotiomycetes; Eurotiales; Aspergillaceae
Exons: 5
Coding region: 1-1725 (574 amino acids)
Biological process (GO): fatty acid metabolic process
Molecular function (GO): medium-chain fatty acid-CoA ligase activity
Source: RefSeq, a predicted model, not a curated record